AUGGCAUCAAAGGCUGAAUUAGCUUGUGUUUACUCUGCACUCAUCUUGGUUGAUGAUGAUGUCGCCGUUACUGGUGAAAAGAUCUCCACUAUUCUUAAAGCCGCUGCCGUUGAUGUAGAGCCAUAUUGGCCAGGCUUAUUCGCAAAGGCUUUGGAAGGUGUAAAUGUGCGUGACCUCAUCACAAACAUCGGAUCUGGAGUUGGAGCUGCCCCUGCGGUUGGUGGUGCACCCGCUGCUGCUUCAGCUGCAGCUCCGGCAGCAGAACCAGCCAAGGAAGAGAAAAAGGAGGAAGAACCUGAGGAGUCUGAUGAUGAUAUGGGCUUCGGUCUCUUUGACUAA
Molecule: messenger RNA, 339 nt
Organism: Parnassius apollo (apollo)
Lineage: Eukaryota; Metazoa; Arthropoda; Insecta; Lepidoptera; Papilionidae
Source: the annotation of a GenBank genome assembly